Messenger RNA from Trachymyrmex cornetzi, 911 nucleotides. RefSeq lists its product as uncharacterized. The record is from RefSeq and is a predicted model, not a curated record. The transcript is spliced from 2 exons. The annotation marks the transcript as partial. NCBI's taxonomy places the organism in Eukaryota, Metazoa, Arthropoda, Insecta, Hymenoptera, Formicidae.
CAACAUUUCAAUUAAAAUGGUUAUAUAUUGAGGAAUUUAAACAUUGGUUACGCGAAGUGCCAGAUGAUGAUAGUUUAUGUUAUUGUAAAAUUUGCGAUAAGUCUUUUGUUUGUGGAUUACCGCAAAUCUAUCGUCACGCCGAAACAAAAACACAUAUGAAUAAAUGUGAAAGUAAUGAAAUAAGACAAUCGAAUGAAGAUUGGAAUACGGAAAGUAAUGAAUCACUUUUACCAUUUGCAUUUGAUGAGCGCAUAAAAGAAGCAGAGAUUAGAUAUGCCGCAUUAAUUGCUGAAAUGAAUAUUCCUCAUCAAAGUGCAAACAAGAUUCUCAGUUUUUUUCAACACGUAGGAAAAGAUCCUCAUGUAUUACGAAGUAUGAAAAUGGGUCGUACAAAAUGUAAAAGUAUUAUUACGAACGUUUUAUCCAAAGUUGAAACGAAACGUGUCGUAGACAACAUUCAAAAUACAAAAUUUUCAAUAUUUAUAGACGAAACAUCUGAUAUUUGUAACGAAAAGUGGAUGACUUUUCAAGUUCGAUACCCUGAUCCUGGGACAUUAGAUAUUCGCACGCAAUUAGUUGAAUUAAUUAAUAUCGAUGCUAAAGAUUCCAGCGCAAAAAAAUUGUUUAAUGCAUUUAAAAAUGAAAUGUACAAAUUGCAGGUACCAUUUCCGAAUAUCAUUGCUCUGUCAUGCGACAAUGCGUCUGUCAUGAUAGGGAAACAUGUAUCAUUCCAAAAAAAAUUGGAAAAAGAAUGUCCACGUUUAUUAACAUUUCCAUGUCCUUGCCAUUCCGCUGCAUUAGCAGCGCAUGCUGCAAGUGAUAAAAUACUCGAAGUUUGUGAUCAAUUUACUAAAAUGAUAGUUAGUUACAUAAACAGCAGUCCAAAAUGUUUAGCAGUUUUCAGUGAAUUU